AUGCCGCCUAUGAAUAUCGGUGGCCGACCUGUCAGGGUCGCUAAUUGCUCUGGCUAUCAUGGCGAUCCUGCCUAUGAGAUGUAUCGCCAAGCAACUCUCGGAGAUGUCGACUUCAUCACGGGAGAUUAUCUCGCUGAGGUCAAUAUGGCAAAUAAUGCGCAAGCUUUCCAGCGUGGCGAGCAUGCAGGCUACGAGGAAACUGCUUGGGAAGGUAUCAAGCAGACCAUCGACGUGAUCGCCGACAAGGGUAUCAAAGUUGUCAUCAAUGGAGGUGCUCUUAACCCCAAGGGCUUGGCACUCAAGGUAAAUGGAUUGUGUCGCCAAAAAGGCUAUCCUUUGAGCGUCGCAUACGUAUCGGGAGACGACCUUUAUCCCAGACUCGGCCCGAACAUGCCUCAGUCCCCAGAAGAAUUGAAGCAUCUUGAUUCUGGGAAUGAUUCUGUCAAACCGGGACCUCUAACCUACGCCUUCACAAACACCGACAACCCCGUUCCAAUGGUCUCAGCACACGCGUACCUCGGAGCUCGGGGUAUCGUGGACGGACUUUGUCGAGGAGCUGACAUUAUCAUUUGUGGCCGUGUCUCAGAUGCCAGUCCGGUUAUUGCAGCUGCUUGGUAUUGGCAUUCAUGGUCAGAGACAGACUAUGACUGUCUUGCUGGAGCUUUGGUUGCUGGUCAUUUGAUUGAAUGCUCUGCCUAUGUUACCGGUGGCAAUUUCUCUGGCUUUGACCGGUAUCCCAUUGACACCGUUGUUCAACCUGGGUUUCCUAUUGCGGAGAUUCAUGCUGAUGGCAGUUGCGUCAUUGCUAAGCAUGAUGGGACCGGUGGACUCAUAAAUUCUGACACAGUACGGUGUCAGUUUCUGUAUGAGCUUCAGGGGAGCAUAUACUUAAAUAGUGACGUUAGUGCUACGCUAGAUGAUAUCUCAGUCGAACAGGCAGGAGAGGAUAGGGUGAAUGUUCGGGGAAUUCGAGGCCACGCACCUCCUUCAACUACCAAGCUGGCUGUCUUCUACCAAGGAGGCUAUGAGGCCCAGGUACUUCUCAACGCUACGGGGUACUCUACUGAUGCCAAGUGGAGCCUGGUUGAAAGACAGAUUCGACAUUUCAUCGAUCAGAAUGCACUUAAUAGUAUUGAUACACUCGAGUUCCAAAGAAUCGGUGUUCCUGCUUCUGAUCCAGUAUCACAACGAAGCAGCACUACAUACCUACGCAUCUUUGUCGCUGCAGCCUCUGCAGAAGCUGUUCUUGCUGUACUAGGAGCCUUAAAAAAUAUCUCGCUGAAGCAUUUCUCGGGUUUCCACUCAUCUCUCGACAUGCGCACAGCAGUUCCACACCCAUUCCUGGCUUACUAUCCAGCAAUAGUAAAUCAAGAAGAGCUCAACGAAGAGAUAAACUUCAUUGAUGGACCAGACGCUAUUAAAUCAUUCCCAACAGGUCAUCCACCAACAUAUAGGGAUCUGCAACCACGUCAAAGCUAUGAUCACACCCCAUCCAGUGAAGAAAAAGCCCUACUCAACUCUCCAACAAGAUCAAUUCGACUAGGUGAUAUUGUCCUGGCACGAUCUGGCGACAAAGGAGCCAAUCUCAACUUCGGUCUCUUCGUCCUUGAAGAGAAGCACUGGCCUUGGUUGCGAGCUUACAUGAGCCGCGAGCGGGUGCGGAGUAUGCUUGCUAAAGAUGAUGACUGGGAUGAGUCGUUUUUGGUCGAGAGAGUUGAGUUCCCCAAUAUAUUGGCUGUGCAUUUUGUUGUUUAUGGGAUUCUUGGCAGGGGCGUUAGUAGCUCUAGUCGCUUGGAUGGUUUCGGGAAAGGGUUUGCGGACUAUUUCCGCGAUAAGUUUGUUGAUGUUCCUGUUGCGCUCUUGGAUUGA
Molecule: messenger RNA, 1869 nt
Organism: Penicillium antarcticum
Lineage: Eukaryota; Fungi; Ascomycota; Eurotiomycetes; Eurotiales; Aspergillaceae
Product: acyclic terpene utilization AtuA family protein
Exons: 7
Coding region: 1-1869 (622 amino acids)
Source: RefSeq, a predicted model, not a curated record